GGCGGUAGCGGCGGGAGUGGAGGCGCGGUGCGCUCGGGGCCGAGAGGGCGACGCGGCCUAGAGCGGCGGACGGCGCAGCGGGCCGAGGAGGAGGCGCGGCAGCCGCCCUGGCCCGUCAUGGAGAUGGAGAAGGAGUUCGAGCAGAUCGACAAGGCCGGGAGCUGGGCGGCCAUUUACCAGGUGGAACACAUGCUCCAAUGGAUUGCUGAGAAAAAAGAGCAUGGGUGGUAAAGGUUUUGAGACCUUGCAUGUCUGGAAAUGUUUUCAUUGUCCCCUCUCACUUGAUGAUCGUUGGGCUGGAUAUAGGAUUCCAGGACAUCCGACACGAAGCCAGUGACUUCCCAUGUAGAGUGGCCAAGCUUCCUAAGAACAAAAACCGAAACAGGUACAGAGAUGUCAGUCCCUUUGACCACAGUCGGAUUAAACUACAUCAAGAAGAUAACGACUAUAUCAAUGCUAGUUUGAUAAAAAUGGAAGAAGCCCAGAGGAGUUACAUUCUUACUCAGGGCCCUUUGCCUAAUACGUGCGGUCACUUCUGGGAGAUGGUGUGGGAGCAGAAGAGCAGAGGCGUUGUCAUGCUCAACAGAGUGAUGGAGAAGGGCUCGUUAAAAUGUGCACAGUACUGGCCACAAAAAGAAGAAAAAGAAAUGAUCUUUGAAGACACAAAUUUGAAAUUAACAUUGAUCUCUGAAGACAUUAAGUCAUAUUACACAGUACGACAGCUAGAGUUAGAAAACCUCACAUCUCAAGAAACUCGAGAGAUCUUACAUUUCCACUACACCACGUGGCCUGACUUUGGAGUCCCCGAAUCACCAGCCUCGUUCCUGAACUUUCUGUUCAAAGUCCGCGAGUCGGGGUCCCUCAGCCUGGAGCACGGCCCCAUCGUGGUGCACUGCAGCGCUGGCAUCGGCAGGUCGGGGACCUUCUGUCUGGCCGACACCUGCCUCUUGCUGAUGGACAAGAGGAAAGACCCUUCUUCUGUUGAUAUCAAGAAAGUUCUGUUAGAAAUGAGGAAGUUUCGGAUGGGACUGAUCCAGACAGCAGACCAGCUCCGCUUCUCCUACCUAGCUGUGAUCGAAGGUGCCAAGUUCAUCAUGGGAGACGCUUCAGUGCAGGAGCAGUGGAAGGAGCUCUCCCAUGAGGAUCUGGAGCCCCCACCUGAGCACGUCCCUCCACCUCCCCGGCCACCCAAACGAGUCCCGGAGCCACACAAUGGAAAGUGCAAGGAGUUCUUCCCGAACCACCAGUGGGUACAGGAUGGGACCGAGGAGGAGAAAGAUGGCCCCAUCAAGGAAGAAACUAGAACCCCCUUAAGUGUGCCCUGCAGCAUGGAAAGCACGAGUCAAGACACUGAAGUCAGAAGGCGGGUCGUGGGGGGAGGUCCUGCCCAGGGGGAGCCAUCGCCACCUGAGGAGCAGCAGGACCAGGCGCUGACUCACUGGAAGCCCUUCCUGGUCAACAUGUGCAUGGCCACAGUCCUCACAGCCGGCGCGUACCUCUGCUACAGGGUAUGUUUUCACUGACGGACGUGCUGGCAAGACCGUGUGUACAGAGAGCACUGGCCAACAGCCUGGCGUUAGCGUCCAGCGCUGUGCAAGGAUCUGAGCCAGUCUCAGAAGAAACAGAUCAAAGGUUUUUAAAGUCUGGAACUGUGAAGGGCUAAAGAGAGAAUUGAGGAUUGAUGCACUGGGGUUUUAAGGAGCCCUGUGGUCCCAAGAAUAUGAGAGUCUAAUCUCAGGGCCUUAACCUAUUCAGGAGUAAGUAGAGAAAAUGCCAAAUACGUCUCUCUCUCUCUUUUUUUUUUUGGUUCAUUUGUUUUUGAAAAAAAAAUAGUAGAAUUACAACACAUUGUUGUUUUUAACCUUUAUAAAAAGCAGCUUUUUGUUAUUUCUGGAAAAAAAGACUAGGCACUUAUGAAACUUUCCUGUACCCGUACCCUUAGGUGGUGUAAGCAGAUACACAGUUUCUAUUUGGUUUCCCAGGGAAAGACUCCACACAACGAAUGUAAACUCCUCUGGAGAAGAGGGUCUGAGGGUUAGGACGCCGUCUUGCUCGGUCCCUUCCUCUGCUGUGCGCACACUGAGCAUGGACGGUGCCCACAAGCUUUCCCGUUUUAAGAAGAAUAACAAAAAAGGCCAUCUCUACAAAACAAACCCGGCCUCUGCUUUUGCUCAGGGUGUCCCCGCUGGUUUUCAUCAUUCAUUUCUCCAUCCAUCCCUUCUUGUUACGGCCAUCUUGCUCAUGUUCUGCCCUCCUCGCUCCAUCCCCAAAAACGGGGUUCCUCGAGGCCCCUGCCUCAGGGUCAGAGGUCACCACAGGGUGGCCACCAGAUUUCACCCUGCUGUCGAGAUCCAGAAGGAGCAGUUUCCACCUCAUUUGGGAUAUAAAUACCAUUUCAGUAGAAGUCCACACAUUAGAAGUGUGUUGCUGUUAAAGUGAAGAGAAGAGAGAGGAUUAGCCUCAAAACUCUGGUCACGGAAAUCACCUCACAAGACUUUUUUUUUUAUGAUUUUAAAUAUUUUACCUCUUUCGAAGCGACCAUCUUUGAGUGCAUCAGAUGGUUUAGCAAUGAGCAAACAAUUUUUUCCUUAGAGGUGAAUUUUGGGAAGGGGGAGCUAUCGUAAAAAAAAAAAAAAAAAAAAUUAAAACCCCCUUCACUGGGGGCUGGAGUGGCCAGGGGUGGGGUGGCUGGGCUGGGACGUGAGGCUGUGGCUCUGCGGCGGUGGGUCCGGGCUCAUCUGAAAAUGUUUGGUUUCAUUCCAGUUCCUGUCCAACAGCAACACGUAAUCUGACCCACCUCCACCCCCCCGUCCGCCUCUGCUCGUGUAGCCCGAGCUCAACUAGCAGGCAGCCGUGGUAGGUAAGGGCCGACGGACAGCGUAGCCAGCCGUGACCCGGACGGACGUUUGUUCUGCACUAAAACUACCCUCCGCAGGCUGUUGGUCUCCUGCCUUAUCCUUUAAUUUUUUUCCCCCUUUCCUUCCUUUGAGUACCAAAUCCACACCCAUUUUUGGAGGAGAGCAGAGGAGAGCACUGUGCUGGUGGCACAGAGAGGUGGCCUGCGCACGUCAUGAGGUUCACCUCACCCGGUGCUCCUGCUCCGUGUGUCCCAGGCGGGCGGCACACGACGUCCUCCCCAUAGACCUCCACAGGGACUGCAUGUAGGAGCCUCUCCACUCGAUAUUUAUUUUUUUCCCCAAAGGCAUCCAUAGUGCACUAGCAUUUUCUUAAACCAAUAAUGUAUUAAAAUUUUUUGAUGUCAGCCUUGCAUCAAGGGCUUUAUCAAAAAAGUACAAUAAUGAACCCUCAGGUAGUGCUGGGGACAGAAGACUUUGGGGUGAGCCUGUGUGUCAGACCAGUACUAGAAAGGAGGACCGUUGUAAGCAGUCGUUAUUUGGUGACACUGUGGGUAACGUGAGAAGAGGUUCGGCAGAUGUUUAUAGAACAGUGGGGUAAUAUAUAAUGACCCCUUGGAUAUUUAAGAUACGUGAUGUGAAGAUUCCCCUCUCCUGGUCGUCCCCCUCCCUGGUUAUCUGCUAGACUCCUGUUGGCGGUCACCAGUCACCGCUCCCCCUGUGUGUAUUAGAAUGCAUGUACCGUCUUCCUGUGUCCAGAUCAGAUACCACGUGCUUGAAAUACUUAGAUCUCUGCCUACGUAUGUGCCCCCAUGUACAAGUCCAGUCUGCCUUUGCAUGAUCUGAUCAUUACAUGGCUGUGGUUCCUAAGACUGUUGCUGAAAUAAUCGGCAUUCAGCAAUGGAGUGAUGUUUUCCAGUAACAGAUAUUUGCCUAAUUCCUGGCAUGACACUCUGGUGACUUCCUGGUGAGGCCCAACCUGUCCUGGUCCAGCUGGGUCCCACUGUAACUCAGACAUUCCGAGGGUGUGGGAAGCCAUAGUCACACCUCACACUCUGGACAUUGAGCCAGGCAGGGUCUCCCCCCCAGCACCUUUGGGAUCAGCCUUCACUCUCCAAGUUCACAUUCUUCUUGAGCAGACCGUGAUUUGGAAUCAAGGCAACUGUUGGAAACCACACUUCUUGAAACAACCUGGGUGUUUCCCUUAGAGUCGGCCUGCUGCCGUCUAGGUCCGGGGGGCCCUUGCUGAGAGAGGCGUGUCUGCCCCUGCCCUUGACCCUGGGGACUGAUGGUGCUCACGACUCUUCCUGUGAGGGAAACUUCAGAUCUCCACAUUAAGUGGCUUUUUUAACAAGAAAAAAAGGCAGCUGUAGCUCAUGAGCUGCUCUUUUGCCAGCAUUUUCACAUUUUGCCUUUCACGUGUUAGAAGCCCGUGCAGAGAAAUUCUGUGGUGGGAACAUUUGCGGCAUCGCCCCGCAGAGCCUUGGUGAGGUGUGGAGAAGGCUGAGAUGCCAGGCUGUGAGCGUUUCUGAGUUGGGCUUAUUUGUUUGUUCCUGAAGUCCUGUAUAUGUAUGUAGUAGUUUGGGUGUAUAUAUAUAGUAGCAUUUCAAAAUGGAUAUACUGGUUUAGCCUCCUAUCCUUGGAAAACAGAUGGCUCUCCAUCUUGUUACAUGUAUGUUAGAGAAGUAGCGAGCUGCUCUGCUAUAUGCCUUAAGCCAUUAUUUACUCAUCAGGUCAUUAUUUUUUACAAUGGCCAUGGAAUAAACCAUUUUUACAAAAAUAAAAACAAACAAAAAAAGUGAGGUGUUUUGGUAUAAUACCUUUUCAGGUGUGUGUCUACGUGGAUGCAUGACAGGGUGGGGUGGGGGGCGUCUCAGGGUCUUCUGUGACCUCACAGAACUGUCAGACUGGACAGUUUUCCAACUUGCCAUAUAAAUGAUGGGUUUGCAUUUUAGUUGCAACAAUAAAAUUUUUUUUCUAAAGAAUGUG
This is a messenger RNA of Diceros bicornis minor, 4844 nucleotides long. RefSeq names its product protein tyrosine phosphatase non-receptor type 1 (gene PTPN1). The record is from RefSeq and is a predicted model, not a curated record. Lineage: Eukaryota; Metazoa; Chordata; Mammalia; Perissodactyla; Rhinocerotidae. Bases 249 to 1523 code for a protein of 424 amino acids. Gene Ontology annotation, biological process: protein dephosphorylation. The transcript has 10 exons. Gene Ontology annotation, molecular function: protein tyrosine phosphatase activity.